Molecule: messenger RNA, 2594 nt
Organism: Drosophila ananassae
Lineage: Eukaryota; Metazoa; Arthropoda; Insecta; Diptera; Drosophilidae
Gene: beat-Ib
Exons: 7
Coding region: 1120-2073 (317 amino acids)
Source: RefSeq, a predicted model, not a curated record
GACGAGAAAAAUCAGCAGUUUCAUUGAUAACGCGCAACGAAUUGGAUCUCAGACAUACGCCGUCACGACCUGCACUGCUCCACAAAGUCGUGAAAAAGGCUGCAAAUCAAAUACAAAAAAGUCACUAGUCCAGAAAACACCAACACCAAAAUAGGCUUAAGACUUUAAGCGUCUCACGACGCGAAUUAAUAAUUGCGUAUAUGCAUCGGACAUAAAAUUGUGCAUUUUUUUAAUUCAUCGUUUUCUGCAAGGUUACAAUGCCUCCAAUAAGUCAUCCGGAAUCAUUUCGUUGAUUCGUCGGGUGUUUUUCCAGGGUGCGUGUUAAUUCCAUAGACGAGUGCCCAAUGUUAUUACACGGACAACAAUAACAUAAUUAAUUAUUAUUGUGAAAUAGGCUUUCUCUACAAACAGUUCAGUUUUCUAAUUCUUGUGACAAAAUGCGGGAAGGACGAAAGAAAAUAAAUAAAAUAUAACAUAAUAUUGUUUCUUAUUAUAACUAACUGAUUGAAUCGGAACACAAAACUAGUUCAGUCUUUGCCCAAAAAUAUACAGGAAGAGUGGGAGAAAAGUGAAAUCACAUAAAAUACACAGAGCAGCCAAGUGGAGGAAUUGAGGAAAGCCGGAAAUGAAUAUGCAAAAAAGGUAGAAGGGAUAUGAAAAAUGCAAAUAGCCAAAUCGAGUUCAAUAAGAAUUGCAGCUAACCCGACCCUAUUUACACAAUUCGACAUGCAUGGCAGUGGGUCAUGCAGCUGGAGCCAAAAUCCGAAUACCAAUGCGACUCACUCUGCAGAUUGCUAAUUGUGGCUGACUGCAAACCGGAGGAGGCAAGGACAUCCCAUUGGUGGAAUGUAAAAAAUGCAUUAAGUGCAACCGCAAAACAGAGUCAAAAGAAAAAACCAAUCAAGUGGCGAAAAUAAAAGGAAAUUGCACAUACGGAGCAACCAAAAAACAAAGAGACAACAGAACGAGUUAGGGAAUACAAAAAUUGAUUUUUGCGGUCUGCAAAACGGAUAUUGAUCGCGUAUGACAUUAAAUCGUAUUUGAAGUACGGCGUGCUGUUCAAUUAUUAACUGAUUUUUCAAUAAACAAAUACAAUUGCGGGCAAUACAAUAAAACAGAAUGCAACGGUCAGCGAUUAAACUGCGACGACUUCUCGUCAUUGCCGCUGUUUAUUUAGCCAGUUUGCCAGGACUCGCUGCGGGGCUGCGCAAUGUCAACGUUCGCAUACCGUCCGCCGUCAAGCGCGGCGAUAAUGCGCUCUUAAUCUGCAAUUAUGACAUCGAGAACGAUACGCUUUAUUCAGUGAAGUGGUACCGGGGACGGCGGGAGUUCUAUCGCUACACGCCAAAGGAAAAUCCUGCUUGGAAGACGUUCAGGAAAAUAAACGAAAUAGACGUAGAGACCACUCAAUCGAAUGCCAGUCAUGUUUUCUUGCGAAAUGUCCCCACCUCCAUUUCGGGCAAGUUUGCCUGCGAGGUUUCCGCCGAUGCCCCCGGCUUUGACACUUACAUCGUGGCCGCUGACAUGGAGGUGGUGGAGUUACCCACCCAACGACCGAUUAUCACCGGCAUUCAUUCCCGCUACCGAUUGGGCGACGUGGUGAACGGCAACUGCUCAUCGGACUACUCCAAGCCAGCGGCUAACCUCACUUGGUGGAUCAACGAUAUACAGGUGCCUCCAAAUUACCUACGGAUCUACGACAUCCAGCGUCAUCUGGCCGAGCAUCUCGAGUCGGCUGUCUUGGAGAUCAACUUUGUGGUAACCGUGCAUCACUUCAUUAAGAGCCGCAUGAAGCUCAAAUGCUCGGCUCGCAUACACGAUAUCUAUGCUCAGGAGACCGAAAAAAUGAUUGAAGAGGAUCGUCCCAGGAUACUGGCUUCAGGACGUUCGCCCGACAUUAAUAUGUACCCCUUCGAUCAGCCCGGCGACGUAGAUGAACACAACGAACUUUUUCUGAUCCAUUCAAAUGUGGCUGCUGCACGCGUCUCUAGCCCGACCCUGCUCCAGCUCCUCUGGUCUGGUCUAUGCCUUGUAGGGGCCUGGGGGAAUCUGAACAGGAACUUGGAGCGGUGAUAAGCUGGCCACUGGCAGGAGAUAAGGACUUCAGGAGGAACUCCCCAGGGAAAACCCUGCCCGAGCUCACCAAUUAUGGAACCCAAAAUUAGAAAAUCACAUAGCAAAUCAACAGUGAAAGGUCCUCAGCAUACCGGAUAUACCUACUCAUGUACACCCAUACCUAUAUUAAGUACGUAUCUGUUAAGACGAAUGCAUCCCCUAAAAGACUCGAGGACUACUCGAACCCUGUCAAGUGUAAAUAAACAUAGAGCGCAUCCUUUCACAUAUUCACAUCGUCAGACAUAUAUCUUUACUCUCUAAGCAGAAUUCGAAAUGUUUGCUUUCAUUGGGUUCGUCAAGGAUUUAUUGUUAAGAUUGUGGUUUCUAGGCAGAUUCGUUACUCUGUUCAUCUGUGUCUGUUUCAAAAACUGUACAACUAUUUAGCCGUAGCAUUAACCUUAGUGUGACCUUAAGUUGAGAGUGUGUGUACUGAAGAGCUACUGCAAAAGCCAAAUAAAGAUUGUUUUAUUUGAUCACUA